Mycena citricolor is the source of this 8872-nucleotide messenger RNA. Lineage: Eukaryota; Fungi; Basidiomycota; Agaricomycetes; Agaricales; Mycenaceae. The record is from the annotation of a GenBank genome assembly.
AUCGUAUCAGCUUCUAUCUCUAAUGAACGCACCAGGUAGACGAGCGCUGCCAAUGCACAUGCGGUGAGGCUCUGAAUUUGUGUCGCGGCAUUCCAGCGCAACCUCUUUGCUCUCCUCACCCAUGACGAACACUCAGCCCCUCUCGCACUCGUCGCCCACCGGUCCAGAUGAUGAUUGGAAGAAGUUGCUCAACGAGGCCAUCACGGCAUACGAGGAAAAGACCGGGAAGAAGCUGCAUGAACUGCCGUUUGCUCAAGACGUGGAGGACUGCACCACGCUGGUCGAUUUCUUCGGAGUAUUGGACAAACACCAGAAAGCUUUCGGCGAAUUCCGUUCCCAAGACGAGAGGAUUCGGGCGAUUCUCAAGCCCAUUGCGUCGCUCACUCAGGCUGUCAUCGACCCUGCGGCCGAAGCGGCAGCCACUUUUGUUCCGGGAGGGAAAGGGAUCUUUGUCGUUGUUGCGGCGUUUCUUCAGGCCUCCAAGAGAGUCAGCGCCAGUUACGACGCCCUGGAGCUUGUUCUACUCCGGUUCCAGCCGUGUCUCGUCCGUCUGGAGAUCUAUCUCGGGCUGAAUUCUUUCGCUCAGCGUCGUGCCCUCCGUGAUGCGUUCUUGAAGAUCCUCGUUCUCAUGAUCAAGAUCUUCGGUCUGCUCACAACGGAUCUGAAAUCGAUCCAUAAACUCAAGCGGGGCCGGUGCUGGGUAACGCAGAAGCGAAUCAGGGACUGGGUGGGCCAGCUGCUGCAAGCUAGUGAUAUGAGAGAUGCUCUCAGUGAGCUUGACGAGCUUACUAAGCAAGAAGAGCUUGCUGCUGUGAUGGAAAACCUGAUUGCGGCAGAAAGGGCACGAACAGCGGCAGAACAGGCUCAAUCGGCCGCACUGGCUGCACAAGUCAAUGCGCUGGGUGCACGAUUCGCUGCCCAGGGCGCACAGGACGCCGCCAAGGGAGCAGAAUUUGCUGCUGAAUGUGCUGAAGCCGCUGCCGAGAACGCCGAAGUCGCUGCCGAGAACGCUGAAUCUGCUGCUUUGGGCGCUGAAUCUGCUGCUCAGGGCGCUCAGGUCGCUUCCGAGGUUGCUCAGGUCGCCGCUGAGGGCGCACAGUUUGCUGCUUUGGGUGCUCAGGUCGCUGCUUUGGGUGCUCAAACUGCCGCUGAGGGCGCUGAAUUUGCUGCUUUGGGUGCCGAAGUAGCGUCAAGGCAGAACAUAUUACUCACCGGGACUGUUCAUAACAACAUAGUCGAAGACCGCAUCAAGACGUGGCUGAAACUGUAUGACACGGGCAUUCGCUUGGACAAUCUACGCAAUGAUAAGCAUGAGGGGACCUGCGAAUGGCUCUUUGACGAGGAAUUUGACGACUGGCUUGAGACGCCCAACGCAUUGUACUGGGUACAUGGCAAACCGGGUGCUGGGAAGAGCGUGUCGAUGUCCGCCCUGGUCGAGCGUCUACAGCAACAUGAUCAUAUAUUUGCCUUCUUUUUUGUCACGUACCGUGAAGCGGAGUCGCAGACCGUGCCGAAUAUCCAGUCGUCACUGGUCUAUCAGCUCGCCACCCAGAUGAAACUGUGCCACAAGAUAUUGGAAGCGGCGUACAACAACCGAGGCGCAAGUCUCACAGCAGAGCAGAAGACAGUGUCUGGAUGUCUCAUGGAGAUGCUGAAGACCUUGCCGCAGCGUGUGAUUCUUGUGAUCGAUGGACUAGACGAGUAUCCAAAUCCUGAACGCUCAAAAAGCCUGUUACCCUUCUUGAAAGAACUGCAUGCUGCCAAGAUCCAUCACCUGCGGCUUUUGCUGGCAAGCCGACCCGAGCAUGACAUUGAAUCUUCUCUCAAGCCACUAGCUACUCACUGGCUUGACCUUGAAGACAAAAAGAAGAUUCGCGGAGACGACAUUGCCAGCUUUGUCCAUGCUCAGCUUGAGGAACAUUGCUCACGUUGGUCCAUUGCCACUCGGAAGAAGGCAGAGAAGGCUUUGAAUGAGAAGGCUGAUGGGAUGUUUCUGUGGGUCUCACUGCAGAUUGACCGUCUCCUUGAAUGUGAUGCCGAUGUGAUUGAAGAAGAGCUGGCAAACCUGCCUUCGGACGUCAAAGGGACAUAUGACCGGAUCAUGGAACGACUUCGGGCUAAUGGGUCCUUCCAUCGCUCCCAGCGUCUUCUCUAUGCCGUGGUCUUUUAUACGGUCUCCAAUUCCAGCUUGCAUGAGUCAACUGCGGCGGCUAUCACUAUGGUCGGCCUUGACUGGGUGGUCAACAACGGAAUGCCACAGCCACCCGAUCCGUUUAAUGCCCGCGAUGUGAUCCGUCGGUGCGGGUCAUCAUUUCUUCAGAUUGAUGGAUUUUCGCAAGUUCGAUUUGUCCAUUUCACAGCCCAGGAGUAUUUGCAGGGACUAGCGGAUUUCGACAAGCACAAGGUCUUUGUCACUGUUUUCACGGCCUUUAUCACCGCGGCGCUGCUGAAACUUGUUCAUCCGAGGGACGAGUGGGAAUGGCCUAACUCGGGGGUACGCCUGCGCGAGGCGGAUGUGGAGCCUUUGCUAUCGCGCAUUUUUGAUCUGCCGCAUGCGCUGUUGCCACAAAUACUGGAAGGACUCGGAAGGACUUUUGCAGGCUCACGGGCAGUAAUGGGGCGGUCAACUGCCAAGUUGGCUGCGGUGUACGACAGCCGCUUGCACUGGGCGAUGAAAUGCAAUUUACCCAAGAAGGCCGAGGCGCUGCUUGCCGAGAUGGGCGACGAGAAAAACCAUUCUCGACCUGUGCGGGUUCUCAUCCGCGUGAUCAGAGAAGCCCUCAGACAGGAGGAUCCCAGAAAACACUACUUCGACACGAACUCAUGGAUUACCUGGUACCCCAGUGUCGCGGAGUGCGAAGCACUCAAGCGCGCAGCUGACAGGGAGGACUGGUUCUCUGUAGCUACAUCUAGCGGAGACUCGACAGAAAGCCUGUAAGGACUGGAAAUAACAUCGCGGCGUGCCCGCUUUUCCGUAUCGCACAGCCACUGUCACCUGAUAGUCGCCGGAACUCUAGAAUGCCAUUCGAUGCCCAUCCCGCUUUGCACUGCGGUCUCCGUGUCUUCCACAGCGCAUUCGCAAUUACUGAGCCGGACAGUCAUAUCCAAAACCGCGAGGUACAAGCACAACAGGAACAGCUAUCUUUGCUCUACGGAUGGACAACGAACCCGCUCAUCGAAUACUACAUCACGGAGAACUCCAGAACACACCACCCUUCGACCGGCCUGUCCCAGGUUGUGACGGUCACCUCUGACGGCUCUAGCGGCAAGAUCUACCGAGCACAGCGCGUCAAUGCGCCUUCCAUCUCCAGCACUCCAUCCUUCGACCAUUUCUGGUCCGUGCGCAUGCGGCAAGGCUUUGGACAUAUGCAGUGCAGUUCCUGCAAGCUCCCCUCCUGCUCUCUCCGAUGGCAAACUUACAGCCCUCAUCGUAUCCGCUCACGAUCCCGGCCACUGCUCGAGACGAUAGUUGUAAGACCCAUCUUUACGAUGCGAUCGAAAAGCACGAGAAGAUGGCUGGGAAGGAGCUCAACAAGUUGCCGUUGGCUGAAGACGUCGAGGGCUGCGACAUGGCGGAAGAGUUUUGCGAUGAACCAAAAGGACAUCCAGAUGGGUUAUCGCGAAGUUCGUCCGCUCGUGAUCAAAGGCGUCAGCUUCGACGUUAAGGCCGGGAAGAAGAUCGGUAUUGUCGAUUUGACCAAGGCGGGCAAAGCUCUUUGCUGCAGUGCUUGUUCCGCGUAGUUGGGCUGCAAUCGGGUGAAGUCAGCAUUGACGCAGCGAAUAUUGCCGAAGUUGGUCUGGAUGUGUUAAGAGGCCGGCUGACGCUCGUCCCACAGGACAGUGUGCUGUUCUUGGGCACUCUGCGCGAGAACUAGGACCCACAAAACUCGAGGACGGACGCAGAGCUGUUAACCGUGCUGCAGCGUGCAUGGCUACUGCCGCGACCCGGGGAACCGUCUGACCCCAUAGCCGAAUCCAAGUUCAGUCUGAACUCCACCAUCGGCGAUGAGACCGAACUACAGCGCCGGCGAGAAGCAACUGCUCUCCUCUGUCGAGUGUUGGUAAAAAACAGCCCGAUCAUCGUACUGGACGAGGCGCCGAGCAGUGUUGAUGUAGAGACGGAUGCCAAGCUGCAGCGGACGAUCCGGACAGGGUUGGGAGCUCGAUGUUGCUGUGCAUAGGAUCGUCUACUACGAUCAGAUUUGGUGCGCCAUGUAACCUCUUCCUCGAUGUCGGAUUCUCGCGUCCUCUGGAGAAAGAGAGUGUAGUCGAAUUGUAUCGAUCUGACGUAAUGUAGAUUUGUACAAACUGCCACUUGAUUACUUGACCAGCGCGAGAAACGACCAGCUCCAGGGCAACUUCUACCAGCUGAACUGUGCCCAGAGACUCCGAGCUGUCCCAGAUGAUCGAAACGCUGAAGCACGUUGUGUCGACCCAGCUCAAUCUAUACAGAGAGCUCGCUUGAAUGCAUCCCCGUGCCGGACACGUUCCAAUCGACAACUCUCCUAGAUUCUCACAUCUUCUAUCCCUAUCCCAUCAUGGUGUGGCUGGGGUCAAGAGUCAGUCGCUGGAUAGUCUGGGCUGUGUUGAUGUGGAAGAGGUCGAUGAAUGGUUUGAGAUGCGAUUCAAGAUUUGAAGCUCAGGGCCGCCUCUGAAAUGCCACAGGAGAUCUAUUUGCAAGUCACGGUGAUGGACGUGGACCUAAAUUACGGGCCCGAUCGCUGUGGUAUCUGGUGAACCGGGACGCAAGCACCAGUACAUCCAUCUGUGGGAUACAGAGAAGUACCUGGGGGCUCGAGGACCGAUGGUUCGACUUGAUGCAGAAGCUGUCGUAUCAGGCGUCGACUUUUCAUAAUCACAGCAGCGUUAGCCAGACAGUUGCGAUCAACUCAGCCGACUCGAGGCAUCGGCGUCAGCUGUCUCGAUUUCGUUACAAGUGCAUAGGGGGGCAGCAGUACGCUCGUGUGGGGGACAUUCUAGACAUCGAGCCACCAAAACCAAGCACGGUCUCGGAAGCAGCGAGACCCGGCUCCCAUCUUGUAGAGCUCUGGAUGCACAUCGUUCGCAGCGACAUCGUGGCCGGCCGGUUGGAGACGUUUCAAGAGGACGACCAUUUCGCAUGCGUCCCGACACCGCCAUCAAGCAUCUUCCCAGAGCACCGCUCUACCGCAGGGUUUCGUGGCGCCGGAUGUCCCUGACGCGUUGUGAAACGCUGUCGCUGCCGAUAGUGGGAUGAAAACCCGCGUUCGCCGUGAUUUUGAAGCUACUUGCGCUUUUCAUGCGAUCGAAAGUCCGUUGAUCCCAGCAAGAUCGGUUUCGUACUGGCUUACAUGCUGAGGGCCUCCCAAAUCUUCUGUCAGGUUGGGCGUGGGACCAGCGUAUCCGCCGUUUACACUCUCUGAUCUGUUGCAUCCACUCAAUCGAUGCCGCACGCAGCGCCCGACUCUCUUAUUGCGUCAAUGACUCCCGCCAUCCAAAUGGAUCUAUCGCUACUCAGGACCCCUACGAUGUGAGAUCACGUGCAGCUUGGGGCAUCGGCUGGACGCAGUAUUGCGAGCGCUCUUCCGAUCGACACGGAGAGGUGAUUCACUGCUGUCUCUCUGGUGCGCUCGGGAAAUCGGCCAUGGCCACUCAGCACAUGAGUAGGAUCGUUCCUCAGAGGGAUGUGCAGGCCACAACAGGGGACGGACACUGACUGAUGUCGUUCCGGCGGCCGAAGCGUUUUUAACUGCGAUUGGGAUCCUCAUAAGGUCAAGGCGCCUAAGGGCAUCCGAGAUAACCGAAUCAUCAACGAUGUCAGCUCGAUGCUCUUGGCAGAAUACGAGCUCCCUCUGCCCCACUGCCGGUGGGCGCUAUCCGGCCUCGACUAUGGGCGAUGCAGCGCACAGAGAUUCUCAAUCUGAUCCAACCGUGCCGCUCAGACGAUUCGGGGUGAAUAGCGCUGGGAAGACAAUGGAGAGGUGGCCCCGAUCCCGUUGCUUGAGUGUCAUCAAGACCGUGCUGGACAAUAGAAACGGGCGUUGGACCUGGAGAUGCUGGUGCUUUGUGCUUUCUACCAUUCUUCUUCAUGGCUUGAUUUCGGUCCUCGAAUGGACGUGCGCUGGACUGUUGACCGCUCGCAAUCAAGGAAGAGAUCCACUAGUCCUUUUCACGGAGGUGAUGGGCGUACACUCGGUCAGCAGCAACGACGAGGACUGUCCUAAGAACGACGACGAGCCGACUCGGGAGACGCCGCUGGAUUGAGACCAAUCUCAAUAUCAGCCAGCGCACUCGACCACCAGAAUGCGAGGCUGUAGGCGAGACCAUGCCAAUGGAACGGGGGUUGUUGCCUACGUUGUUGCCUAUGUUGCUGCUCUGUGCUUUCUUUCUCUUGCGCACGUCGUCAUGUCGACCUGUGCACGCGCCUGCCCUGGACGUUUUGAAGCCCGCGACACUUCUUGAGCCCCCCACGCUGAAGCCGAACUCGUUUGUGGUCGUCUGUGGUGCAGCCGGCUGACCUCAGGCCACAAGCUGUCCGAUGGUAUUGCUCUGAUGCCCCCCGGAAUCAACAGACUCGAAAUAUUUGUCGGACCUCGGGGGCUCUUAUGAGUUUCUGGAUGGUGUAAUCCACGGUGUUGGACUUUAUCCGCUGUACAAUAUGCCAUGUCUACUCUGAUCUCAAAUUCGACUUGUGCCGGUCUCUCGAUCACCCAUAAACACCCUGAUGCAUCGGUCAUUGUGGAUGCUCACAGAUAACAGAAUGGCUGAACCAGGGGCAAGCUUUCGAGAUUUCCCAAGACUGGAAGACGGUGCGGUUUCACUCACGAGCACGACAGGUCACAUCAGCGCCGGGUGAGGAAACAUAGAGAUUAGGGACUAGUCGAUAUUAGAUCAAGCUCCAUUGCACUUUGAAUAUCUUGGCGACGCGCCGUACGAGAUCGAAAUUGUUUCCGUGGAUCCCCAUCGCCACAUAUGUCGGUCCGGGCGGGUGAGCCGGCAGAGGUGUCGGCGAUGCAUCGAUGACAGGCCGUCGUCAUUGGCCUCGGAGCUUUCUUGGAACUCUCGGCCGCCGGACGAAGUUCGGCGGAACCGUCCCUGACCCUCCCGUCAUGACAGAAUAUCGCAAGCUGCUGCUGCUGAUCUUGGGACGAAAACGCGCGUACGGCGCGGAAGCGAAUACACUUCGAUGCUGAGAAAUCGUAUCCCGACCAAGCCAAAGAAUCCCUCAUGCGCUUCUCAUGAAUACGGGCUGCCGGCCCAUUCGAAUUCCCGGAUGAAAUCGUACUUGGGAAUCUUCUAGAGGCACACACUCCAUGUGCAAGCACGGGCACGAACGCUCCACCGCGGUCACGCGCGUAGAUUUCUCGAGCAUAUCAUCGCAGGAGUGGACUCCAUGCGCGAAGGACGACCCCCAACCGGGACCCCAGCUGGAAAACAUGAUCACCGCGACGAAUGCUCCACUUGGGGACUCGGUCAAUUUGGUCUUUGCACGUUCUACGGUGUGGCUUGCUCCCUUCCGACUAUGUGAGCAUCACCGAGAUAUCUCAGAGGAUCGAAUCUCUGUUGGCCCUUCUCGCUCCCUCACUGCAUGGUCACUGAAAUUGUUUCUGCACUGAAGCUCGAUCUGCCAGACCACCUGAAUCGAUGCAGAGAUCAUGAUGGAAUGCAUACCUGCGUUGUACUCGUUCCAGCCGACGACUCUCCCAGAAAUGAUGAAACAUGCGUGGUCCCAAGUCUGGUCACCGAGACAUCUCACCCGCCCGCCUCCAUGCUGGGUGCUGUGGCCGGGCCUUGCACUCUCUGAACUCUUCUUCUCUUCCUGCAACGUCGAAUCGGGAGUUUUAGUCUGUGGAUAGGCUGGGCUGUGUUGAUGCGUAGGAGGCCGACGGAUGGUUUGAGAUCUGGGAGGGAUUCAACGAAACACACGACACCCUCACAAAAAGGGGGGUCGGAAUCUGGAGCUCGGCUCUGGAAUGCCAUAGGAGAUCGAUGCGCUGGUGACGUUGAUGGAUAUGGACUGCAAAUACGGGCACGAUCUUGGUGGUCUCUUGUGUGCCAAGGUGGAAGCACAAGUGUGGGAUUUUGUUGAUACUUGUACUAAUGGGAUACUGUACACUGACUGCGAUGACUUGGACUAAGCACAGGACCAGAAGCUCAGCGAUUGAGGUCACGAACUAUCUAGUGUCAGUGCGGACGCUCAGAGAAGAACGUCGCUCGAAACCAGGUCUGCCUUCGAUCAUUGCGAGAGUGAAGUGAGAAUCUGGCCCAGAGUGGGGUGUUCCCGAUCACAGAUCUCUACUCUAUCUGUCAUUGACCUCAGACUGGAACUCUCAUGAUCACCUCAGUGGACACCCGUCCUGACCCUCCCGUCGUGAUAAACAUGGUCCUGCAAAGCUCGGAACGUACAUUAUUCGUCAGGGAUAUCGCGACUGGGACGCUCGGGGUUGUCUCAAUGCCGAUCUCGACGAACGUCGCUUUCUGGGGGAGCCGGAGCAGGGCAUUUACGAUGAGGAUAUGACGAAUCCGAUGAGCUUCCAGACUCAGACGACGCGGACGCAGUGACGCACCAUCGAGUUUCGCGUCUUGGGAAUGUCUUGCCAACCCUCCGGCCGACAAACACCCGCCAGGGAGGGCACGAGAAGCACUCCACAUAGCGAUUCGAGAUCCGGAUGACGAGCGCGCCUCUGUGCUCCAGGAUGUCUUUGACCCGGUGGACAUGGUGUGGAAUUACGGGUGCAAUUUCAGUGGUAGCUGUUGUUCGUGAUUCAUAUAUACACUAAUCUGUACUGUCUUGCAAUGCAGACUUGGUGCUCACAAUUCUACUGCCUGACUUCGUGCACAAGAAGUCAUAUCGUGCGUCGACUCACUCCGGCCCUAAUGAACAGAAUGCCCC